This is a messenger RNA of Rhododendron vialii, 1180 nucleotides long. RefSeq names its product D-galacturonate reductase-like. NCBI's taxonomy places the organism in Eukaryota, Viridiplantae, Streptophyta, Magnoliopsida, Ericales, Ericaceae. The record is from RefSeq and is a predicted model, not a curated record. The coding region runs from base 1 to 969 and encodes 322 amino acids. The transcript is spliced from 4 exons. Gene Ontology annotation, molecular function: aldose reductase (NADPH) activity. Gene Ontology annotation, cellular component: cytosol.
AUGGGCGUCGUACCUGAGGUACCUUUGGGCUGCUCCGGCAAGACAAUACCGGCCAUCGGCCUGGGAACCGUGGCAGACCCAAGGGUUGAUUCAGAGACCACAAAAGCAGCAGUCCUUGAAGCCAUCAAAGCAGGCUACCACCACUUCGACACCGCCUUUGCCUACGGCUCCGAGCAGCCUCUUGGGGAAGCCAUAGCCGAAGCUCUGAGUCUCGGCCUCGUCAAAUCACGUGAUGAGUUCUUCAUCACCACCAAGCUAUGGUGCACCUUCGCUGAGCGUGACCAAAUCGUUUCUGCCAUUAAAAUGAGCCUCAAGAAUCUUCAGUUGGACUAUAUUGAUAUGUAUCUGAUACAUUUACCGCUCCGGUUGACCCAACAAAUGACCAAAACCCCAGUUCCAAAAGAGGCCAUAAAGCCUUUAGAUAUCGAGUCAGUGUGGGAAGCAAUGGAGGAAUGCCAAAAUCUCUGUCUCACCAAGGGCAUUGGUGUCAGUAAUUUCUCCUGCAAGAUGCUUGCACAUCUCCUCUCCUUCGCCAAAAUUCCUCCUGCCGUCAACCAAGUGGAGCUGAACCCAUUUUGGAGACAAAAGAAGUUGAGGGAGUUCUGCAAGGAAAAAGGUAUUCAUAUCACUGCUUACUCUCCUUUGGGUGCUAAUGGGACUAGAUGGGGAGACAACAGAAUUGUAGGGUGUGAUGUGCUGAACGAAAUAGCCAAGGCUAAAGGAAAAACCACAGCCCAGGUCUCUCUGAGAUGGGUGUAUGAGCAAGGGGCAAGUAUGAUACCAAAGAGCUUCAACAAGGAAAGGAUGAGGCAAAACCUUGAUAUAUUUGAUUGGUGCUUGACAGAGGAAGAAUCACACAAGAUCAAUCAGCUACCUCAGCGCAAAGGAUCAACCUUGACUUCUAUUUUUGGACCUCACGAUUUUUUGUUGGAGAUAGAGGCAGAGUUGGAGCAAGAUUCAGAGGCUUAAAGUUUCUUCUUUAACUUUCCCUGGUGCUCAAAGAAGGACGAUAAAUAAAAGACACUCAGUACGUUCAUGCUUGUAUGAGAAGAUUUUGAACUUUUGUUUCACUCUUUAUACAAUAUUUAGAGCUAUAGUUUGCCUUCAUAUGUACCACAAAUAAAAUAUUUCUAUCUACACUGAGAUGGACAUGAUGUAUUAAGGCAUGAUUUUCUGCUCC